ACAACCAUUUGAUGCGUUGGCAGUUGACGCAUGGGACACCCUUGCUGCAGAAAUAAGGGACGUUGAUUGGCCACUGCGGAAAGGGUGCUCUGCUUCGGCGCCGAUCAUUUGAUGAUGACGGAGAGACGGAGAGACGGAGAGACGGCGAGACGGCGAGACGGCAAGGGUUGGCCAGAUGCCAGAUGCCAGAUGCCAGAUUGUGAGUCGUGACAGAUUCUGUGUGGCCGGAGCCAAACUGACUUGGGCUUGGGCUAUGGAAUCUUGGAAGCAGGAGGUUGGUAAACAUCUGCAUGCAGUCGCCGGAAGGGGGGUCUCAGAAGGUGAUCUCACAUCUCAAGACAAAACCCCAUUGAAAGAAUGGAUGUGGAAUACCGGUCCUCGCCUCGCUCCUGUUCUGCUCGGACACCCAGCCAGACACACACAGCCCGAACGACGCACCUGAUUCCGCGGCCCUCCUCGAGUCCUCUCCUGCAGGCUGCGGCAAUUCUGGUACUACCCCAGUACGUACUACGUACUGUCCGUAGUGAAAGCCGGGCGCUGAAGGGAGCUCCGCAUCCGAGCUCAGCCACCCUCUUUCGCAACAUCACGCGAACCUCGAGACCUUUAUUACUCACACGCACGACCGACCGACAAUCUGGUCUUUGUUCGACACUCGAAUUCAUUUUCCAUCAAGUCGAUUACAUCAACUUGCGAAUCCAUCAGAGUGUCUGUCGUUUGAUCGAAACAAUCGAAACAAUCGGGACAGGGCACAACCCAACACUCCACCUCCUCCGCCACUCCACAAUCAACCACGAACACCCAACCCCACCAUGGCGCCAACCUCCAUGCAGGACAUGCUCAUGGACGAGGUUUUGAAUAGAAUUGGAAGGAGAUAUGUGUAAGCUUCCUCGCUCUGACAUCUUCUUGGUUCUGCUUCUCUACCAUCAAUGUCCAAACACAAAAUGCUCCUCAGCUCAGCACGCGAAAAA
Molecule: messenger RNA, 968 nt
Organism: Hyaloscypha bicolor E
Lineage: Eukaryota; Fungi; Ascomycota; Leotiomycetes; Helotiales; Hyaloscyphaceae
Exons: 1
Coding region: 358-855 (165 amino acids)
Source: RefSeq, a predicted model, not a curated record